Messenger RNA from Entamoeba invadens IP1, 1485 nucleotides. RefSeq lists its product as hypothetical. Bases 1 to 1485 code for a protein of 494 amino acids. The transcript has a single exon. The record is from RefSeq and is a predicted model, not a curated record. Lineage: Eukaryota; Evosea; Mastigamoebida; Endamoebidae. Gene Ontology annotation, molecular function: actin binding.
AUGAAAACGAAGGACGAGAUGUUGCAAGUCGACAAAUGCACUGUAGAGACGUUCUACCUUCUUCGUAAAAUUGUUCCUCCCUAUAAAGGCCUUGCAAGUGCCUGUGAGCAGUACUAUAAGUCCCAACUAGCGAUGAUCAAAGCCACUGAAGGGCUUUCCUCUGCGCUUGAAGUGAUGGCCGACUUAAGUUUAGAAGGGGGUGAGCCUGCUCAUUCCGACAUUUCUGUUGGGGUUAAAAAUGUGAGUGAAGUAUUCAAGAUGUGGAGAUCGAAUUUGUUAGAUGUAUCCGAAGAGUUCAAAAACACGUUAAAUGUGAUUAAAGGAGACACUGUCACUCUUCCAAAGGAGAUUGACACGACGGAAAAGACGGUGAAGUCGAACAAGUCUGAGAAAUUGAAUGACGUUAAAAAGGCACAGAAGAAACUUGAGAGCAUCUCUAAAAGUCAGAAGAUGCAAGCGAAGGACCCACGAGCACUUCCCGAUGCUAUUAAAGCAGUGACAGUCGUUGAGUCUGAGUGUCAAAAAGUUCAAAUGGAUGGACUUAAGACUUCAUUGACGUUGUUACGUGAGACGUAUGGACAACUCUUUGACUGCUUUAAGAAGGUCUUUAACAAGAAGGAUGAGUCUGACGAUAAGUCGAAGCUUAUCAUCUCGGGACAAAUGAAAGACAUGCAGAAGCUUAUUAAGACGUCGAGUGUGUUACCGCAGAAAUAUCGAGCGUUGACUACGAUGAAGAAACAAUUGAUGAUUAACACGACGUGGCUCUCUCCGGAACUCAAAGAAAUUUUAAAGGCUGCUGGGGUCAAACCAAGACAUUUAGCGGAAAAGGAAGUCGUUAAUGCAUUGAUGGAAACUGUUAAACAAGCAGUUGAAGAAGGGAAAGUCCCACAAACAAUGUUGGACGAGUUGCAGAAAUCAAUUGAUAAUAAAGAAGAUAAGGCGGGAGCAGUUAUAGACGCGAGCGCUAUUGUCACUGCUCCAAAGGAAAGAAGACCACCACCUUCGAAUUUGUCAAAGGAAAAUAUCCCUCACCAACAAGCUCAACAAGUACAACAAACACAACAACCAAAUUUACUCGACUUGAACUCACCACAACAACAACAAGAAGAAACACAAAAAAGUGUUCCGGCACCGGCGGAAUUAAUGCCACCCCCAGCAGACUUGUUGCCACCACCGGGAAUGGCUCCACCAGCAAAUUUACCACCUCCUCCACAAUUUAACGCGUCGGGAGCACCUAAGUUGAAUAUCCCAACUAAAAGCUCACAACAACAACAACCAAGACCAUCGACAGGAAGUACAGACUUGUUGUCACAGAUCCAGGGAGGGUUCAAGUUGAAAAAGGCGGAGGACAGAGUCAUCAAUGAGGCCGUCAAAGUCGACUCGAACGAUAUUGCGUCAAUGCUGAAGAAAAAAAUGGCAGAGAGAAGAGUCGACAUCGAGGACGACGAAGAAGAAGGAGACGAGUCUGACGAAUGGUCCGACUAA